AUGCAUUACACCAGUUUUGAAACUGUGUACCGCAAUGAAAGCCCACCACAUCCGUCGCAAUUCUAUGUUGUAGAUAUUGGUGAGGUAGAUGAGAGGACAGCCCGAUGGUGGUCUGCAAUACUCGCUCCAAAUGGAUGGAAAGCUACAGUAAGACGAACCACCAAAAGGGAAUUUUUGACCCCCUGGUCAGUUGCUCGCGCCUGUGAUACGUGCCUCUCAGUUAAACACAGAGGGCUCUCUUCGUCCUCUUCCGUCCUAACGCCCUUAUCCGCGGGGGCAGCGUUCGAGGCUCUUGUUAGAUUUGCACACCUGCAUGGAUUGCACAGCCAGUUUCUAAUUGCCUUUGCGAUUGCCUUGACAAUCCCAACGCACAGGUUCUAUGGUUCAUCUGCCAAGCUACCGCUUCCUAGAGCGGCCGGUGGUAAAAAACUGAAUGCUCCUAUCGAUGUCAUUCCGCCCGAAUGGAUGAGACUUAAGGACGACCUGCCUUACUACAUGACUUUGAGUUGCAGCCCUGAAGUACUCAUGUCGACAUUCUGCGGGGCAUUUUGGGAGCCUGAUAUCCCCUGCAAUCUUGUCAGUCCAUGGCUGCAUCCGGUCUUGAAUGAGGUCCUAGGCGAGACGCCUGACCCUGAGAUCCUUGCUUUUAUCAGUGCAAUCCGCCAGCCAAAUCUCUGCGCACUCUGGAUUGGAGCGGUUACGAGCGGGUUGGGCCCAGAGAUCCUCCGUAGAGUAGGAGGAGGCCGGCCUCCUCUUGACCCGCUUGGCUUUCCCUGGACUAGAUGUCCACAAAGCUUCAUGGAUGUUUCAGGGUCAGGCUCAUACAUUUGCGAAAACCCCGAAUAUAUUUUAAGAGCGGAUGUUUGGCGGUUAAUGCAUCUCCCUUCAACUGAGGAGGACAAUACAUGCUACCAGUACAGGCCUAGCACGCCUUGGACACCCUGCGGAGCGUCUCUUCUAAAGGAUUGCUCUCUCCGUGUUACAGCACAUUUGGAGUGCCCUCGACAUGAAUACAAAUACGACCAUUGGGUGUGGUACUUGGAGGACGGUACUGCGAUUCAAGACCACGGGCUGUCGGAACAACCGAUAUUAGACUUUUCUGAGCGUGUGUUCAGCAAUCUCGAGAUCAAGGAUGAGAUAGAUUUCAAGAGAACGAACCUCGACCAAAUGGCAUCCCGGGAAGCCUCAUUGGACAUAUUCCGGUGGUUCUGUGCCUGCGGAGAGGGCCUGCCCCCGGAGAACAUCUAUCAAGAUGAGUGGCUGAGGGAAAUAUGGGACGACGAUGAAGAUGCUGGUGAGAUUGAUGAUUGUGAUUUGCAAGAGCCAGUCUGUGACUCCAAGGACCGGGUUAGUUCAUGGCUCAAUACAGUCAAUUGA
Molecule: messenger RNA, 1377 nt
Organism: Aspergillus terreus NIH2624
Lineage: Eukaryota; Fungi; Ascomycota; Eurotiomycetes; Eurotiales; Aspergillaceae
Exons: 1
Coding region: 1-1377 (458 amino acids)
Source: RefSeq, a predicted model, not a curated record